This is a messenger RNA of Trichosurus vulpecula (common brushtail), 504 nucleotides long. Lineage: Eukaryota; Metazoa; Chordata; Mammalia; Diprotodontia; Phalangeridae. The record is from the annotation of a RefSeq genome assembly.
AUGGAAAUAAUGGUUGUUUUUUUAUUUUCAGUUUUAUUUAUUUUUGGUUUUGUUGCUUUUGCUUCUAAACCAUCUCCAAUCUAUGGUGGGUUAAGUCUUGUAGUAAGUGGUGGUUUGGGUAGUGCAAUUGUUGUGAGUUUGGAGAAUACUUUUUUAGGGUUGGUAGUAUUUUUGGUUUAUUUGGGGGGUAUAUUAGUAGUUUUUGGUUAUACUUCUGCUAUGGCUACUGAAGAAUAUCCUGAAAGUUGGGUUGGAAAUAUGGUGGCUUUUAGUAUACUGUUAUUCACUUUAUUUGUUGAGUUAGUGUGGUAUUUUAUGUCAGGUGAAGUUGAGGUUGAUACUGCUGUGGAGUUGUUUGAUACUGUUGGUGUUUAUUGUGUUGGGCAGGAUUCUAGUGGUGUGUCUUUGUUGUAUGGUUGUGGUGGAUGAAUUUUAGUCUUAUUAGGUUGAGUUUUGUUUAUUACUAUUUAUAUUGUUUUAGAAAUUGUACGUGGUCGUGAUUAG